This is a messenger RNA of Suillus paluster, 684 nucleotides long. RefSeq names its product kinase-like protein. The record is from RefSeq and is a predicted model, not a curated record. The transcript has 4 exons. NCBI's taxonomy places the organism in Eukaryota, Fungi, Basidiomycota, Agaricomycetes, Boletales, Suillaceae. Gene Ontology annotation, biological process: protein phosphorylation. The annotation marks the transcript as partial. Gene Ontology annotation, molecular function: protein kinase activity; ATP binding.
AGAGUGCGUCGUGAGCUGAAAGUUUGGGGCCGUCUCAAACAUGAUAGUAUUCUUCCGCUAUGGGGAGUAGCAAACGACUUCGGUCCCCACCCUGCAAUGAUUUGCCCGUGGGCUGAUAAUGGAGCUCUCACGAGCUUUCUUGAGCGCCAGCAAGACGUGUUGUCAGCUCAAGAUAAGUUCUCGCUUCUGAGUGACAUCGCUCUUGGGUUACAAUACCUCCACAGCGAAUCAGUUGUCCAUGGUGAUCUGACGGGGUCAAAUGUCUUGAUUUAUCGCAACGGCCGGGCGUGUCUUGCUGAUUUUGGUCUCUCCACUAUCAUCCGGGAGUUCAUCGGUACCUCCUAUUUUACGAGCACCAUACGAGGGAAUAUCCGAUGGGCAGCUGCAGAGUUAUUUGUUGAAGACGAUGGAGUCACGCUCACCACCGAGUGCGACAUAUACUCAUUUGGCAGUAUCACCUUGCAGAUACUGACUUGCAUGGUACCCUACUACAACGUGAAGAAGGAUGUUGCAGUAUUGAGACAAGUCAUUGAGGGUAAGAAACCGGAGCCUCCCAAGGACUCCCAGAUAGCGCCAGGGCACUGGGAGUUCAUACAACGUUGUUGGUUGCCUCGUGCGAGUCGUCCGUCGGUUGGAGAAAUUGUGACAUUUGUUGGAUGUGAACGACAAGCUCUGGCAUCAUAG